This is a messenger RNA of Vigna unguiculata (cowpea), 3129 nucleotides long. The record is from RefSeq and is a predicted model, not a curated record. Lineage: Eukaryota; Viridiplantae; Streptophyta; Magnoliopsida; Fabales; Fabaceae.
AUGGCACCCCCGCGUAUCGCUCCUACUCCACCCCCUCAGGGCGACGGACAAGAUCUGGCCAGGGCGAUCGAGGCCAUGGCUGCGGCUUUGACUCAGCAAAGCAAUGCCAUGAUGCAACAGCAUGAGGCGGCGAUGCAGCGCCAGGAAGCCUCUCUCGAGCAGCAGAACUUCAUGAUGCAGCAGAUGGAAGCUGCUAGGCAGGCUGCAGAGGAUGCUCAGAGGCAGCACGUGGAUGCUUUCCGUCAGUUAGGGGAGAAUGCUGCUGGUGCUCAGAUACUGGCUUUCACUGUUUACAUGCUCACUGGAGAGGCUGAGCAUUGGUGGGCUAGCAUGAAGCUGGUGAUGGAAGAGAAGCAUGAGGAUAUCACAUGGGAAGCCUUCAAGAGGAGGUUUCUUUCAGAGUACUUCCCUGAUAUCGUGAGGUACGCUAAGGAGGUUGAGUUCCUCCAGCUGACGCAGGGGAACAAGUCAGUAGCUGAGUACGCCGAGAGGUUCAAGCAUCUGGGGCGUUUUUACACCAUGCCGCUCGAUGAGGAGUGGCGUUGCAGGAAGUUUGAGAAUGGUCUCAGAGGAGAUAUCCGCCUGAUGAUAGCUCCACUGUCCAUUAAGGACUUUGCGGCCUUGGUGGAAAAGGCCAGGGUCAUUGAGCGAAUGAAGGUAGAGGUGGAAGCUCAGCAACAGCCACAGCAGAGAGUCAGUGGACCAUCUGGGUCCAGGCCGAGGGUUGAAGAGAAGAGGAAGCCUUAUGCUAGGCCUCAUCCACAGCCACAGGGGUCUAGAGGCUUUUCUUCCCCGCCCAGCAGGAUUCAGUGCUAUCAUUGCGGAGGGCCGCAUGGGAAGAAUUUCUGCCCGCAGCUAUCAGGUUUCCGCAGGUGCAACCAUUGUGGCAGAGAGGGCCACUUUGGUAGGGAUUGCCCCACUCUGAGGAGGACAGUUGCACGACCUUCACCACACACUCCGAGUCAGAGUUCAGGCCAGACUCAGCAGAGAGGAGGAGGCAGCAGGCCUCAGGCUACAGGCAGGGUCUUUGCGAUGACCGGGUCAGAGGCAGCAGGUUCAGGUAACCUUGUUAUUGGUUGUUGUGUAAUAUCUGGCAAGUCUUGUUGUGUGCUUUUUGAUUCCGGGGCGACACACUCUUUUGUGUCAGAGUCUUGUGUGCGGGAGUUGAGUCUGCCGGUGUGUGAGCUACAGUUUGAUCUCGUGGUAUCUACUCCGGCAUCUGGGUUGGUUAGGACUUCUUCGGUGUGUGCUAGAUGUCCAGUUGAGGUAGAGGGACGCGUAUACAAAGUCAACCUCAUAUGUCUCCCUCUGCAAGGACUAGAUGUGAUCUUGGGAAUGGAUUGGCUCUCUGCCAACCGUGUUCUCAUAGACUGUCGAGAGAAGAAGCUGUUGUUCUCCAACUCAGAGGAGCCCGAGUUGUUGUCUUUCUAUGGGGUAAUGAAGGAAAUUCAGAGCGGCGCGCAGUGUUAUAUGGUCUUUGCCAGGAUAGAAGUCGAGAAGGAGGAGAGGAUCACCGCGAUACCAGUGGUCAGGGACUUUGAGGAUGUGUUCCCCAAAGAGGUACCGGGUUUGCCCCCAAGAAGAGAAGUGGAGUUCUCCAUAGACUUGGUACCAGGAGCCGGACCUGUAUCGAUAGCUCCUUACCGCAUGGCCCCAGCAGAGUUAGUAGAGUUAAAGAAGCAGAUAGAGGAAUUGCUUGAGAAACGGUUUAUACGGCCGAGUGCUUCGCCGUGGGGAGCGCCUGUUUUGCUUGUGAAGAAGAAGGACGAUGAUUUGAUGGACCAGCUACAUGGGGCGUCGGUGUUCUCCAAGAUUGAUCUCCGGUCAGGUUAUCAUCAGAUUUUGGUGAAGGCAGAAGAUGUUGAGAAGACUGCUUUCAGAUCCAGAUAUGGGCACUAUGAGUAUGUUGUCAUGCCAUUCGGUGUGACUAAUGCUCCAGCUUUGUUCAUGGAUUACAUGAACCGGAUCUUCCGUCCGCUUUUAGAUAAGUUUGUCGUGGUCUUCAUAGACGACAUUCUCAUCUACUCCAGGACGCAUGAGGAACAUGCCGAGCAUCUGAGGAUAGUGCUUGGUAUCUUGCGGGAGAAACAACUGUUUGCCAAGUUGUCUAAGUGCGACUUCUGGAUGAGAGAGGUGCAGUUUUUGGGGCACGUGAUAUCAGCUCAGGGUAUAGCUGUGGAUCCAGCUAAGGUAGAGGCCGUGAUACAGUGGGAGUGUCCCAAAUCAGUGACUGAGAUUCGGAGCUUCGUGGGUUUGGCUGGCUACUACAGGAGAUUUAUAGAGGGGUUCUCCAAGAUAGUAGCACCCUUGACACAGUUAACCCGAAAGGAUCAACCGUUUGCAUGGACUGAUAGAUGUGAAGAGAGCUUCAGGGAGCUUAAGCAGAGGCUGACGAGUGCUCCAGUGUUGGUAAUCCCAGAUGACGGUGAGUCAGUUUUGGUUGGACCAGAGUUGUUGCAACAAACCACAAAGAAGGUGCAGUUGGUGAGAGACAGGUUGCAAGCAUCUCAGAGUAGGCAGAAGGCAUAUGCAGACCGAAGAAGGAGACCCUUAGAGUUUGAGGCUGGGGAGCACGUGUUCUUGAGGGUGACCCGAACCACUGGUGUGGGGAGGGCUAUCCGCUCAAGGAAGUUGUCACCUAAGUUCUUGGGUCCGUAUCAGAUCUUGAGGAGGAUAGGGCCCGUGGCUUAUGAGGUUGCAUUGCCACCCCAGUUGGCUAAUCUACACCCAGUCUUUCAUGUUUCACAGCUACGGAAGUACGUGUUUGACCCAUCACAUGUGUUAGAGGCGGAGGAGGUGGAAGUCAGGGAGAAUCUCCAGGUAGUGGUACAGCCUGUGGCUAUAGAGGAUCGCCAAGUUAAGGAGCGCAAAGGAAGAGCCACUAGUCUCGUGAAGGUCAUCUGGGACCGGAGGACAGGUGACUGUACUUGGGAGCUUGAGGAGGACAUGAGGAGUUCAUACCCACAUCUGUUCUGGCAGCCUUCCCCUCUCAACUUCUCUAAGAAAAGCAGGAGCUCUACUAGGGCAAAGUCUGUUUCCCCUCAAAGUGAAUCGAACCGCUUCCUUGUAAGUACAGAUCGAAACUCAAGCUCUUUCGUUGUCCUUUUUAAUGCACUAAGUUUGUCUUAA